Cajanus cajan (pigeon pea) is the source of this 2675-nucleotide messenger RNA. RefSeq names its product RNI-like superfamily protein. Gene Ontology annotation, molecular function: protein binding. The record is from RefSeq and is a predicted model, not a curated record. Lineage: Eukaryota; Viridiplantae; Streptophyta; Magnoliopsida; Fabales; Fabaceae. Gene Ontology annotation, cellular component: SCF ubiquitin ligase complex. Gene Ontology annotation, biological process: SCF-dependent proteasomal ubiquitin-dependent protein catabolic process.
UAUUCCUCCAACCAACAGCAACAACACAACACAAUAAACAAACCAAAACCCUUCAACAGAUCACAACUAAAACGACGACCCAACCACACCAAAACGCACCGCACCGAUGAAGAAGCAGAAGACGCGAAACCACGAAGACGACGACAACGCCAACAACAACAACAACUCGUUCCAGGCUCUCACGGAGGAGCUCCUAUUCGCGAUCCUCGACUUCCUCGAAACGGCGCCGUCGGCCAAGAAGUCGUUCUCGCUCGCGUGCAAGUGGUUCUACGCGGUGGAGGCGCGGCACCGGCGGGUGUUGCGGCCGCUGCGGGCAGAGCACCUGCCGGCGCUGGCAGCGCGGUACCGGAGCGUGAGCGAGGUGGAUCUGUCGCUGUGCCCGCGCGUGGGCGACGGGGCGCUGGCGGUGGUGGCGGGGGCGUACGCGGCGACGCUGCAGCGGCUGGACCUGUCGCGCUCGCGGCGGUUCACGGGGAGCGGGCUGCUGAGCGUGGGCGCGGGGUGCGGCGGCCUGGUGGAGCUGGACCUGUCGAACGCGACGGAGCUGAGGGACGCCGGUGCGGCGGCGGUGGCGCAGGCGAGGAACCUGCGGAAGCUGUGGCUGGCGAGGUGUAGGUUGGUGACGGACAUGGGGAUUGGGUGCAUCGCGGUGGGGUGCAGGAAGCUGAGGCUCAUUUGCUUGAAGUGGUGUGUGGGGAUUGGGGAUUUGGGUGUUGAUUUGGUUGCCAUCAAGUGUAAGGAGCUUUCUUCAUUGGAUCUCUCUUAUGUGCCUAUUACAGAGAAAUGUCUACCGUCAAUCUUCAAAUUGCAACAUCUGGAAGAUUUGGUCCUCGAAGGGUGCUUUGGCAUUGAUGACGACGGCCUUGAUGUCAAUCUCCUAAAACAAGGGUGCAAGACAUUGAAGAAACUUGAUAUCUCAGGUUGUCAAAACAUAAGUCAUAACGGACUACCAAAGCUAACAAGUAUUUCUGGGGGUUUAGAGAAACUCAUUUUAGCAGAUGGUUCUCCUGUCACCCUUGCUCUUGCUGAUGGUUUGAAUAAACUCUCCAUGUUGCAAUCAAUUGUAUUAGAUGGCUGCCCUGUUACUUCUGAAGGAUUAAGGGCUGUUGGAAAUUUGCGCAUUUCACUUAGGGAGCUGAGUCUAAGCAAAUGUUUGGGAGUGACAGAUGAAGCUCUCUCAUUCCUUGUGUCAAAACACAAAGAUUUAAGGAAGCUUGACAUCACAUGCUGUCGCAAGAUAACUGAUGGUUCCAUUGCAAGCAUUGCAAAUUCAUGCACAGGUCUCACUUCUCUCAAAAUGGAGUCAUGCACACUAGUUCCACAGGAAGCAUUUGUCUUGAUUGGGCAGAAAUGCCCUUAUCUCGAGGAGCUUGACCUAACAGAUAAUGAAAUUGAUGAUGAAGGUCUUAUGUCCAUUUCUUCUUGUUCUAGUCUCUCCAGCUUGAAAAUAGGAAUCUGCCUGAACAUAACUGACAGAGGACUUGCCUAUGUUGGCAUGCGUUGCUCAAAACUAAGGGAGCUGGAUUUAUAUAGGUCUACAGGAGUAACUGAUUUGGGCAUUUCAGCAAUUGCUCAAGGCUGCUCUGACCUUCAAAUCAUAAAUACAUCCUAUUGUACUAGCAUCACGGACAGGGCGCUAAUCUCCUUAUCAAAAUGUUCAAAUUUGACGACACUUGAAAUUCGUGGAUGUCUUCUCGCUACAUCUAUAGGUCUGGCAGCUAUUGCAAUGAAUUGCAGGCAACUAAGCCGUCUUGACAUAAAAAAGUGUUACAACAUUGACGACAGUGGCAUGAUUCCACUAGCUCAUUUCUCCCAAAAUCUAAGACAGAUAAAUUUGUCAUAUAGCUCAGUUACAGAUGUGGGGCUUCUGUCACUCGCUAGUAUCAGUUGCCUUCAAAGCUUCACUGUUCUUCACGUGCAAGGCCUGGUUCCAGGAGGACUGGCUGCAGCCUUAUUAGCAUGUGGAGGGCUUACAAAAGUGAAGCUUCAUAUUUCACUAAGAUCCCUGUUACCUGAGCUACUUAUCAGACAUGUAGAAGCACGUGGCUGUUUGUUUGAAUGGAGAGAUAAAGAGUUUCAGGCUGAAUUGGACCCGAAGUGUUGGAAAUUACAGUUAGAAGAUGUGAUGCAAUAGGAUUUUCUGAGGUUGUUUGAAGUUUGAUAGAGUUAAAGACGUCUCACAUGGCACGUGAAAUACAAAGUUUUAGAAUAAGUUGGAAUCCAUCCACUUUUCUCUAUUACACUACUAGAAAUGAAGAAAGUAGUGUGAAAAAUGUCAGAAGUCUUGUCUGAAUAGAAAGAAUUUUGGACACAACUCUAAUUACGUUGACCAUGAUAGAAUGUUGAAGCGAGGGCAAUGGCUUGUGCGUGUGAAAAGUGGGGAAUCAAGUGUAUAAAAAGUAAAAUCUUUUGCUUAACCUUUUUUUUUUUUUUUCCUGCAAAAGGCAGGAUUAGUCAAAUGUAUAACAACCUACCUAACGUCUUUCAUUUAUUUAUUUAUUUUGGGAGAGGAGUGGAAUUGGAAAUGUUCAGACUUCAGAGGAUGGAAAAGCAGAGCCAUCCAAUGUAUGAGAACAUAGUAACUUCUGUUCAAGUUUUUCUUAUCUUCAUGCAGUUGUGUGAACUAAUGGAAAUUUAAUGAAUAAAACUUGGUAACUUUAAUUUUUUUUUUCUAA